UUUAACCUUCUCACACGGCUCGUCUGACUAUUCUGUAUGCACUCCGAUUGAGAGACCGCUUAAAGGACGAGUCAGUCCCCAUAAUCGACCGGAAUCUUGCGAUUCCUGAUCUGACUAGAUUCAACCAUCAAUUGGCUAUUGCACAAAUACCCCGAGCGUGUCAUUUUUUCGAUACCCGCCCUGGAAUUCAGCUGUGGAGCUGGCCACUACCGCAAGGAGGCUGGAUCUCAAAUUGUGUGCAUUUGCAGCACGCUACGACUCCGCAAUAGUGCAAGUGCCUUUUAUGUGCACACAUCACAUUGAGAGGGGUCCUUGAUACCUUCGUGCCUUCAAUUAUCUGUUUUUGCGACGCUAUCCAUUUAUAUGCUAUUGGCGACCGAGUAUCUAGAUUUGACACCGCAACCAAGUUUCCUCUCACAGUGAACCCCAAGUCAAGAUGGGUUGGUUUGACGGAAAAUCCUCAUCCUCGUCUUCCCACACACGUGUCCGCCGACGCUCUUCCCCCUCCCGACGCUCCACUUAUUCAUCCCAUCAUCCUCGCCACUCUACCCCCUCGCUUUUGAGUAUAAAUGGCGGCGGCAGUCGCGCAGGACGGACCAGCCCAUCGGUGCUUUCAUCGUCAUCGUCGCGACGCGCACGGCCCCGAUCAGGCUUCGUACAGCGGGUGGUUCGCUACAUCAAACGCUUGCUCCGUGAUAUCUACGACUACGCCCGUCGUAAUCCGGUGAAGGUUCUCAUUUUGGUUGUUAUACCGCUCCUCACGAGUGGUGUCUUGCAGAAAUUGCUCGCCAUGGUUGGCAUCCGCCUGCCUAAAAGCAUCUUUGGUGGAAACUCCCCGAAGACUAGCAGCAAUAGCAUGUCAGACAACAUCAAGGGACUCAUGAAUAUUGCGAAAAUGUUGAUGUAAACGCUGAGACGUUUGAUAACCAUCUCCUUUGGCUAGGGAGGUUUAUCGCAUGGGCAUGGAUCUAUCUUUCCUCUCACCAACUUGGACUGGAAGAUUAAGCGUGGAAGAGCCCGAAAAAAGCAGAGACGACUACAAUCAUGAUCACGAUAUGACGACAACGAUACGACGAAAAUUUGACCUGAUGGCUUUUGUUGGUUCAUACUUUCAGUGGUUGCUAAAAGGACCAAUAUUUUGGACACAACUUCUGACAUGUAUCAUGCACAGAGCUUAUAAGCAAUGUUUUUUUUGUGAUGUAUUUAGACACUAUUGCCAAUGAAAUGCUCGCCAGGGCCUUUGAAAAUGA
Messenger RNA from Aspergillus ibericus CBS 121593, 1250 nucleotides. RefSeq lists its product as uncharacterized. The record is from RefSeq and is a predicted model, not a curated record. The coding region runs from base 437 to 907 and encodes 156 amino acids. The transcript has a single exon. Lineage: Eukaryota; Fungi; Ascomycota; Eurotiomycetes; Eurotiales; Aspergillaceae.